UCUCAGGGCUUCUUUGACUGUGUAUAAGCAGCAGCAUCUGUUCUGACAAAAGCUUCAGCGCUUUAAGUUGAUGUUUUACUGUCGACAGAGAGUCUUAUCCAAACCACUGUUUCACUCCCUGGCUCAGCUUUUUUUGUUUAGGAAUUCCCGAAAACUGACCCCCAAAAUGUCUUUUCAGUACCCCCAGGCUUUCCGUGACGAGGCAGUUCUGGAUGACUAUCAUGGCAGCAAAGUACCGGAUCCAUACAGCUGGCUGGAGGAUCCUGACAGUGAAAAGACACAGGCUUUUGUCAGCGCUCAGAACCAGCUGACGUUGCCGUUUUUAGAGUGCUGUGAGGUGCGAGACCUCAAGGAGCGUAUGACUGAGCUGUAUGACUAUCCCAAGUACAGCUGCCCCUUCAAGAGGGGAAGCAGGUACUUUCACUUCUACAACACAGGCCUUCAGAACCAGAGCGUGAUGUACGUGCAGGAGAGCUUAGAUGCUGAGCCCACAGUCUUCUUGGAUCCAAACACAUUUUCUGAUGAUGGCACAGUUGCCCUGCGAGGCUAUGCAUUCUCUGAGGACGGGGAGUAUUUGGCGUAUGGCACCAGCGCCAGCGGGUCCGACUGGGUGGAGAUCCGCUUCCUGCGGGUGGACGGUGCCGUGCCUCUGGAGGACCGCCUGGAGCGAGUCAAGUUUAGCUGCAUGUCCUGGACUCAUGAUGGGAAGGGCCUUUUCUACAAUUCCUACCCUGACCAGGAGGGCAAAAGUGACGGCACUGAGACCUCCACCAACCUGCAUCAGAAGCUAUACUUUCAUGUUUUGGGGACUCCGCAGUCUGAGGACGUCCUGUGCGCCGAGUUUCCAGACCAUCCUAAAUGGAUGAGUGGGGCUGAGGUAUCGGAUGAUGGGCGCUACGUGCUGCUGUCUAUUAGAGAAGGUUGUGAUCCUGUCAACAGGCUGUGGUAUUGUGACCUUCAGACCACUCCUCAGGGUAUUACAGGACUUUUGCCAUGGGUGAAGUUAAUCGACAACUUUGACGCGGAAUACGAAUACGUGACCAACGAGGGCACGUUGUUUACUUUCAAGACCAACCUGGACGCCCCACGUUACAGACUCAUCAAUAUCGACUUUGCCUCUCCUGAUCAGAGCAAAUGGAAGGAGCUCAUCCCUCAACACGACAAGGACGUUAUCGUGUUCGCUACCUGUACAUACUCCAGCUAUCUAUUUGUGUGUUUCCUCCAUGACGUGAAGAAUGUGUUGAAAAUGUACCGUCUAAGCUCAGGGGAGGAGCUGAGGACCUUUCAUCUCGACGUCGGCUCAGUGGUCGGCUUCACAGGAAGAAAACGGGACUCGGAGAUCUUCUACUAUUUUACUUCUUUCCUAUCACCAGCCAUUAUUUACCAUUGCGAUCUAACUAAGGAGCCACUGCAGCCCCACAUUUUCAGAGAGGUCACCGUCAAAGGCUUCAACCCCUCCGACUACCAGACCACCCAGAUCUUCUAUCCCUCAAAAGAUGGCACUGAAAUCCCCAUGUUCAUUGUUCACAAGAAGGGUAUCAAGCUAGACGGCUCCCAUCCAGGCUUUCUGUACGGAUACGGAGGCUUCAACAUCUCCAUCACGCCAAGCUACAGUGUUUCCCGCCUCAUCUUUGUCAGACAUCUGGGGGGAGUUCUGGCUGUUGCCAACAUCAGAGGAGGGGGAGAGUACGGGGAGACCUGGCACAAAGCUGGCAUGUUGGCAAACAAACAGAACUGCUUCACGGACUUCCAGUGUGCAGCUGAAUAUCUCAUCAAGGAGGGAUACACUUCUCCUUCCAAACUGACUAUAAAUGGAGGUUCCAACGGAGGCCUGCUUGUAGCGGCCUGCGUGAACCAGAGGCCUGAGCUGUUUGGUUGCGCUGUAGCUCAGGUAGGCGUCAUGGACAUGCUGAAAUUCCACAAGUUCACCAUCGGACACGCCUGGACCACAGACUUCGGCUGUUCAGAAGACAAAGAGCAAUUUGAGUGGCUCAUCAAGUACUCUCCACUUCAUAACAUCCGCGUCCCAGAAGGCAACGGAGUCCAGUACCCAGCAGUCCUCCUGCUGACCGGGGACCACGAUGAUCGGGUGGUGCCUCUCCACUCCCUCAAAUACAUCGCCACCCUGCAGCACAUCGUGGGCCGCAGCGGCAAGCAGUCAAACCCCCUCUUCAUUCUAGUGGACACAAAGUCGGGCCACGGUGCCGGAAAGCCCACCAGUAAGGUCAUCCAGGAGGUGGCUGACACCUACGCCUUCAUCGCUCGCUGUCUCAACAUCUCCUGGGUCAAAUAACCUGCCCGUUAAAGCGUGUGUUAUGUUUAGUUUUUCUCUGCUCAAAUCGUCUUUAGAAUACUGUUCAUACCAGCUGUUGACACUUUUUUUAUAGCACCAACACUUAGCACAGAACUCGUAUUUACCCAGCCACCAUUACGAUAUCUCUUUUUGUUUUGUUGUCUUUUUUUGUGCUGAUGUACGUUUGUCCCUCCCUCCCCUCUCAGCAUGAGUCUGUAACAUUACAGACUCUCUCAACAAUAAGCCAA
Acanthochromis polyacanthus (spiny chromis) is the source of this 2541-nucleotide messenger RNA. RefSeq names its product prolyl endopeptidase (gene prep). The record is from RefSeq and is a predicted model, not a curated record. Gene Ontology annotation, molecular function: serine-type endopeptidase activity; oligopeptidase activity. Gene Ontology annotation, biological process: proteolysis. Gene Ontology annotation, cellular component: cytosol. NCBI's taxonomy places the organism in Eukaryota, Metazoa, Chordata, Actinopteri, Pomacentridae.